Molecule: messenger RNA, 7519 nt
Organism: Epinephelus lanceolatus (giant grouper)
Lineage: Eukaryota; Metazoa; Chordata; Actinopteri; Perciformes; Serranidae
Source: RefSeq, a predicted model, not a curated record
UAGAGGAGAGAGAGAGAGAGGGAGAGAAAGAGAGAGAGAGAGAGAGAGAGAGAGAGAGAUGAACAAUAUUCUGCCAAUACAGAUUUAUCUCUUCUGCUCUAAUUCACCGGCAACAUAAUAGCCCAGGUCGAUAUAUCCUUCCUCUCUCUCUCCCCCUGUCCCUCUCUCUCCGCUCCUCUCUCCUCUCACUCUCUACCUCUCUCCACCACACACACAUACACGCGCCGUCAGCUUGUAUGCGUCCCUCCUCGAGCCAGCGGGUGGCCGCCUGGCUGCUCGCGCUGCCGUUGGGGAGAGGUGGAGAGGAAUGCGCGCGCCGCGGCCGUCUGGAGAUGAUCUCGUUUUGGUUGCUGUGCUGGAAGCUGUUGAGAGCAACAGCUGGGCUAAGGAGGGCCACAGCUGAGCUAACGGACGUCAACCACGAGAACAGCAGCUCUGGAAACAAUAACCCCGUCAACAACUCUCCCACUCCUAUACAGCCAACAGAUCCAGUUGCCAUGGAAAUCAGUUCAUCGCCACCACUAACAGACAUGGAGAGAGAAAACUUGGUUAGCUGGCACAGUCAGGAAGUGGAGGAGCUCCAUUACCCAGAGGUCCUUGGGGUGCAGCAGCCAAUCAGGGACAAGCAGGAGGAAGAUGAGGCUGCAGAGAAAGACAAUGGAAAAAGAGAUGGAGAUGAGUGUGACUAUCUUGUUUUUGAGAUAGGAGAGAAGAAGGGAAGGGGUGAAGAAGACAGAAGUGAAGGACACACCACUGACAAAGGAGGAGAGGGAGAAGAAGAUGGAGAAAGAGGAGAAACAGAAAGAAAAGAAGAAGGCAGUGGAGAAACAGAGAAGGAUGAAGGAGGAAGAGGAGAAACAAAAGAAGAGAAUGGAUGGAUUGGAAAGACAGCCAGAGGGAUGAAAGAUGAUACUCUGUCAGAGCUCCUCUUCAUCUCUGAUAGCUCAGUGUGUCCUUCAUCAUCAGAGCCCCCGACUGUCACCUCAGAUCCUUCGGAGCAACCUGCAGCAGCCGUGGUACAUGAGACCUGGGGUCACGACCUCAGCAACAGAGAUGAUCUUAGCGACAGUCACCUUAGUGACUGUCUUCAAGCUGAAUUGGCUAUUGUGUACUCGGACAGCGAGGCAGGGGAGGAUCAAUGGGCAGCCUUCACAUCCUGUGAUGUCACUAACCAGGAAGAAGCAGGUGGCGGGAUUCAGAAUAGCAUCUGUGAUGGAGAGAGCAAGGAAGAGGAGAGAGGUGUGGAUGAUGAGGAGAGAGGGGUACAAAAGGAUAAGGCAGAAGUAGAGACUGGACGGGAGGAGCUAGAUGGGAGAAGAGGCAGGGAUGAUGAUGAGGAACAAAUGAGAUCAAGGAGAGAUCUUUUCCUGCGAUCUCCUUCUGUCAGCUCCACAGCCAGCUCCACAGACCCAGACAGGAAGGUUCCUGUAGAUUUCUGUGUCCAACAAGAAACCCACAGUAAAAAUGUCUCCACUGAGCAUGUGGACUUUCUGUUGGCCUGCCAGCAGUGGAGGAAAAUGGAGGAGGAGGUCAAAGGUCAGCCAAUUCCCAAACCAGGGCUCAGAGCUCAGGGGAGUUUCCAGGGAACCCACACUGCACUGUACCCCCCCACUCGCAGCCCCCGACUCAAACACAGGGAAAUGCAACCACCAGUGCCCAGGGAGCCCCCCCUGUCCUCCACCCUGUCCCCCACUUCAGAGGACUCAGGCCUGGAUGACUUGUCAUACCGCAGCCCACUGGAGGAGCCAGAGAGCGCUGUGGAGAGAGAGAUCCGACUGACUCUGGAGAGAGAGGAACGGCACCGCAGGGAGAGGGGGGGGAUUUCACAGGGCCUCACUAUACCCAGACCCUCUAAGUUGCAAACAGGACGAUCUCCACCCAGACCUCCAGCCUGCCGCACCCCUACCUUGUCCAUUUCCCCAUCCCCUUCCUGCUCCUCCUCCCUUCCCCGAUCUGUCUACCAUGAAAUGACAGCCAAUAAUGUCAUUAUCUUGGAGCCCGACUGCUCCAGCUCUGCCUCCAGGAACCGCUUACUCUCCUCUGCAAUUGGGGGCCUCUCCGAUUGGCCAACAAGCCAGGAUGCAGUUCCUUCCGCCAAUGUCAUUGUAGUGGAAACCUCCAAUCUCAUCAUUCGCAGUGCUUCAGAGUUCUGCCUAAGCUCCGCCCCUGUAUCCAUGGAAAUGCAGGAGAGCACUUUUUCAUCCAAUCCGUUCUUUAAGCUACGUUCCCUCAGCAGCCAAUCGCUGGUGGAGCAAGAGAUCCGCUUGGUGAGACAGAGGGAGGAGGAGUGGAGGAAGCAGAGGGAGGAGAUGUGGAGGAGGAGGAGGGAGGAGGAGUGGAAAAGAGGGAGAGAGAGGUAUGAUACUGUGCUGGUGUCUCCAGGCCUGAACGAUAGCAUCAGCUACAACGUGCCAGAGGUCCCAGAUAGAUGUGUCUCCUCCCCAUCAUCCCCCUCCAGGACCCGCAAAAUGGAACGAUCCAGUGUGUCUUGUGACCACAAGUUCCCCCCUUGUCUCUCUUCGGUAUCAAGACGACCAAACGCCAUGGCGCAGCGAUGGGAGGCCUCCCUAUUAGCCAAUCAGAAGAAGGAGUGAGCAACAACAGUGCUCAACUGUCAGCCAUUUAAAAGCCAAAAUGAAAUCUUACACCUCUAUUCCUUCGUCCUCCUGUCCAGAAAACUCUUACAGUCCUGUCUGUCUGCAGCUGAUGUCUGAUGUUUGUCACCGCUGUGGGUUUGAAACCAGUGGGUCACAAAUGUGUUGUCUGAAGGAUGUCCCAUGAGAGAAGGACUGUUUCUUUCAGUCAGCUUGGUUUCAAAGACUAAGGUAAUUCACCUAGUUUGACUUUCUACUAUGAAAAUGUUAAAAAGUUUCAUAGUCAGAGUGGUCUUUUGUAUGACGUCUGAAACAGUAUGACUGUAUGAAACAAUGGAACUGCCAGCCAUGUCACAGUUUAGACAUUUUUUAUGUACUGUAUAUUAUAACGUUUGUGGACUUGUAAGGCACAGGAGGCUUGUCAUAAUAAUGACUAAAUACAAAGUUACAAUUUAAUAAUACCACUGUUUUUGACAUUUGACCCAGAUUUUAUGAAAACCUUUGAAGCACAUGUCAGAAUCUGCGGUAUUCUCCUUUAAUAUUUAGUAUUAACAGCACUUUGAUAUCUAGAUAUGUAUGAAUUAUGGUACUGGUACAGCUGCUGAUAUUUAUUGAUUUUUAUGACUGACUGACUGUAAUGCAAUGAUUUUCAAACUUUUUCUGGGCAGUCACAUUUUAAUUUCACAUAUUAAUUCAGUCUAUUUAUUUUAAAAUGACAGACGACAUACAGCAUUUUUUUAUAUUGUAGCUAUGCAUAGCAAAGAUUUGAGACGGUAGCCUACAUGCAAAAAAAAAAAAAAAUAUAUAUAUAUACCAUGUUGUGUUCUUUUCAAAUGACACUAUGUGUAUUUUACCAACCCAGACUUUGAAAAUCACUGCAAUAGUGAAAUGUUAUAAUAAGCCAUAUAGAUCAAAAGAGUUUUGAUGUUCCAGGUUUCCAUGUUGGCCAAAGACUGCUGGCUGCUAACUGGAUAGUACCAUAGAGUGCCCCAGGAAUAAGUUCUAAAAUCUGGAAAUGAGUCAGCAUUUUAGCACUGGCGGUUCCCUCGUCUCAAAGUCAAAAUUAUGUCAAAAUAAUGCAUUAAUUUUGAUAAAUUAAUCAAAGAAAAAUUAACGCAUCAAAAAAACCCACUGAUUGAUCACAUUCCAUGGUGCCCUUUGACCCGGUGCGUCAUUGAAGGCCACAGGGGCUUUGUCAUUUGAUGGAGGCAGAUAAGACAAAGCUGCUUGGCCCCAUAAAUGGAACAUAUACAUUUGAUAAACGCCCAAAUGGAACUGUUGAUAGGAGCACGGUUCUCAGCAGUUUCUGCAGUAAGUAAUUUUUGUACCAUCAGAGUACUUCCAGCCUGAAAUAUCACCUCAACACAAAGCAUAUAGCAAUGAACCUGCGGAGUCCUGAGCUAGCACAGCCUCUAUUGCUAGCGCUAUUAGCCAACCGCGUAAAGCCACAAUCAACCAGGUGUUCAGACGCAAACUGAGUUAAGUCUAUACUGUGAUCGACUAACUAACUCCCUUGCAAAAUGGAUUGAAAAGGACUCUAGACCAUUUUCGGUGGUAAAGGACAGGAGGACCAUUGUGUCCAAAAUCCAGUAGCUUUACUACGACCGACUGCCAAAAUUCAUUUGAAUUGAAAUUUUUUGUAAAUGAUUUUUGAUUAAUAAUCACAGAGCAUGUAAUUAAUCAGAUACAUUUUUUAAUUGCUUGACAACCCUAAUUUCAACAUUAAAAAGUUAGUGUCCAGGCUGCUUUAAGUUGACUGAAUUUGAGAAGACAAGUUGAGGUACUUUUGUAAUGAUUCAACGUGUCGUCCCAAAUUCAGUCAACUUAGAAAUUAAAGGCAGCUCCCACACUAACUUUUUGAAAUUAAAUACAAAUAGUUUUAUUUUACAGUGCAGAAAAUGUCAUUGCUAGAGCACUCUAUUUGGGUCACAGUGACACCAACUAGCUUUUGCCUCUGCUUUGGAGGACAUUGCUUACCGCGAUAGUGUUCAGGAGUGGGGUGCAGUUUUGUGGUCUUCUGAUUAACUCAGUGGGACAAUGUAAACAGCAGUCUUUUUUGAGGACAUCGUCUUCAACUUGCAAACCAUGCUAGCUUUCUUUACUUUUAGCUUUCUUUCGACGUCAACAUGUAAUGCACAGCGUGCAACACAGGGCAUGGACAUUUUUGACUAUAGCUGUUGAUGUUCUACACAAAACCAACAACUGUGCAAGUUGAGCCUGAGCUCAUUUUUAAAACAGUAUAAAUGAUGUAAUAUUAGUUUUGGUUCGCUCUGUUUGCCCAUUGACUUCUGAAGAAAUGUGAGGCAGAAAGGGUAAAAUAACAGAGCUAUUUGAACAAAAGAAACUUCUAAUAUGGAUGCCAGAGAGACCUGACACACACAAGCACACUCCACAUGGCAGUGCUUGCAUUGCUAGCUAGAUUUCAGCUAAUGUCUUUAGAACUGUUAUAUAGGUCAUUGGCAGUUUGGAGCAAACAGAUAAACAGACUGUAAGAAUGCUCCAGCUGUCAGAUGCAUGUGGAUAACUCAAUAUUCACAUUCAGUCUGAACACACCUUUGAAAUAGACCUCUACAACCUGGUCAAACUGUCUGUCUGUGGCUCUGCUUUUUUUUAGCAAAAGAACUUCUGAAAGAACUAGAUAUUCUAUUCCUUGAGUCUAGUGAAGAGUUUUACAUAUUUUUAUGUCCUGUCUUGAUCCCUAAAAAUAGAUUUAUUGUAUUGUAUUUUUGCUGCAUAUAUUUAUGAAUUGAGCAAUGCUUUUAAAUCCUUAAAGCUUUUAUUUGUAAAGGGUUUAUAUUGUGUCAGAAUGACUGACUAUGAAGUGGAAGUCUGCAAUGUUUUUUAGGAGAUGACUUCUGUGUGUGCAUGUGUGUUUUAUAGUUAUCAGCUAGUCAGAGCUUCCUUUAGUUUGACUUAUAGCUCCAAAACAAGCUCACUCACUAGUUUCUCCAUUUAACUCAACCUGAAUCCGCUGUCAAAUAAAGGUGCAUUCAAGUCAACUCAGAAAUGGAAGACUUUAACUGCCAGGGUGAAAUAAUACCAGGUGAGUGGAAUGCUAGUCAGUUUAGCAUCAUUAUAUUUUUUGGUUGUGCUUUAGGCUUUGAUGUGUUUACACUACUGUGUUACAGUAUAAAUAUACAACAAAGGAUCAAACCACCUUGGUAGCUGAUUAACUACAUUUGAGCUGUGAGUCACUGUGCAACCUGAAACUGUUUUGAUACAUAUGAUGUAGCUUGUAUCUAUAUCUUCUGCACUUAAUUUGGAGGUUCAACUCUAUCUUAGUAUAAUACUACAGUUCAUAUGUACAUUAAAAUAGUUGUUGGUUGCUGUUUUCCUCCUCUUCAUACUGGCUGUGUAUUUUGUCUGACAUAUUCAUAAAUAAGUGUUUGGCCAAUGACAUCCAUGUCCUUUAAAUGAUGUUGUUAGAUCAAGGGUGAAGCAAUAUCAUGAGUUUGCCAUUGUUUCUCAAACUACCUUUUCCGAAGUUUAUUUAGUGAUUUAGUCUGUCCAGUACAACAAAAGAGAACGUAGUGGCAGAUUUUUCUAUAGGCAACACAGGUGGCUGCCUAGGGCACCACCCAGAGGGGGGAACUGAUUAGAAUUUGGUGGUCAAAGGUCAAUGUGACCUCACAGAAAAUGUUUUUGGCCAUAAUUCAGGAAUUCAUAAGCUCAUUAUUACAGUAUUUUACAAAAAUGUCUAACUGGAUAAAAUGAUGAAGUGCUGGAAUUUUAUAUCCAAAAGGUCAUCAUAAUGUUCUGCAAAAAUACUUUUCUGGCAUUAUUCAAUGUCAUAUCUCAGGAAUAGAAGGGGAGACAUUUGGUCAGAUACUGAAUUGGUGACACUAAUCUUGGGUGCCCACCUUACCCAGGAUACCAAAUGUGCUGGGUCAAGCACUGAGAGAAUGACAUAUACAGCAAAGAUUAAGGAAAAAAAAAACAAAAAAAACACUCGGUCACUACUUGAGAUUGGACCACUGCUGACCAGAUGCAUAAAAGAAAACAACUUGAACUUGGGUUUAUUUUGUUCCUGUGUGAAUUGUCUGCACUCUGGGACUCUGUCCCCCCACGCCAAUGGAAUUUUCUUCUAGACUGUAACUCUAGAAGAUUUCCACUUGAUUCGGCUUACUUAAAUUGCAGAGACCCCAUAAUAGCUGCAGUUUUGCCCAGAAUUAGUCUGGGAAUGUUUGUUGAGCAUCUGUUCUAUUGUGUUCACGCUAGGGGGAGAUCCAUUUAGGGCAAGCAUGGAGAGGAGGAUUGAUUCCAGUAAACAGUAACUGUUUCAGUACACCUAUAGCAUGUGGGUGUUACAUUAAGGUAGACUUGAAAAAAUCUGAACAUAUUCUUUAAGAGCAAAAAUCUUGGAGCUGUGAUGUCAUGAGAUUCUGAGAUGUAUUGAAUGCACAAUAAUAACUGCUAUGUCUGAAGCAGGGCAGAUUUUAAGCUGAGCAUGUCAUGAUGUUCCUGUGUUAGAUAUUCUGUAUGAUAGCACAUAUUACACACUACAUGCACUCAGUGUUUGCCCUGUGAUUUGGGCUGUUAUAUUCACAUCCAUACCUGAUUCAGCUCCUGUUUUAGCCUCAGCGUAGUCAGCUUUACUAUAUAAGAUACUUUAUUACUCCACAACUCUACUUUAAGUUUUUAGAAGACAGUACAUUUAGUCAUGAAGUUCUUUAACAUUUCUGGAUUUCUCUUGUCAGGUGUGGUAGAGUUCAUGAAUACAAAGGGUGACACUACAUGCUACUUGCUAGAAUAUUCUGUAUGGUCUCAUAGAAACAGCUGUCCACACUAUUACAGCUUUUCCUCACUAGCCUAACAUAAUUUAUUCUGGCUCUGUUUAUUACUUAGUUUAUUUGCCUUGAGUUUUAGUCUAUUAUUGCCAAAUUAAAGCUCUGGUGAUGACAUCUUCAAUAAACUCUUGAAACCUA